AUGAAAAAGGAGAAGUACAACUCUCUUGACGAGAAGGAGGCCAACUACUGCCAAGUAUUCAUCGAGCACCUGACAAAGGAAGCCCUAGUUUGGUUCUCCAACCUGCCUGCCGAGUCGAUUGAUAACUUCGACGACUUGACCAACGCCUUCUUGAAGCACGUCCUGCUGGAGGCGCUCCGCAAUGGUCUUUGGUACGACUCCAAGUUUAAGGAGGACUUAUCGCUAAGACCCCCCACCACCUUGGAGGACGCGUUCCAUCGAUCCCAGAGCUACAUCUUCCUCGAGGAGGAUUAA
Messenger RNA from Microthlaspi erraticum, 294 nucleotides. The record is from the annotation of a GenBank genome assembly. NCBI's taxonomy places the organism in Eukaryota, Viridiplantae, Streptophyta, Magnoliopsida, Brassicales, Brassicaceae.